Molecule: messenger RNA, 3022 nt
Organism: Sphaerodactylus townsendi
Lineage: Eukaryota; Metazoa; Chordata; Lepidosauria; Squamata; Sphaerodactylidae
Gene: NRF1
Product: nuclear respiratory factor 1
Exons: 9
Coding region: 1-1146 (381 amino acids)
Biological process (GO): regulation of transcription by RNA polymerase II
Cellular component (GO): nucleus
Molecular function (GO): DNA-binding transcription factor activity, RNA polymerase II-specific; RNA polymerase II cis-regulatory region sequence-specific DNA binding
Source: RefSeq, a predicted model, not a curated record
AUGCCCGCUCCCUCCGCCGCCGCCGCCGCCGCGCUAGGCCCCGGCCACGCAGGCCGCGCUAGGCCCCGACACGGGCGGCAGUGGCGGCGGAGGCAAAAGGGCCGCGCCUGGGCGGCCGGGCGGGGGGAGGGCGGGAGGCCUGCGCCGCGCUCCCUGCAAGGCCCAGUGGGAAUGGCAGCCGCCGCUGCCGUGGCGACGGGUAAAAAACGGAAGCGCCCCCACAUUUUUGAGUCCAACCCCUCGAUCCGCAAGAGGCAGCAGACACGUUUGUUACGAAAACUCCGGGCCACGCUGGACGAAUACACCACCCGUGUGGGGCAGCAAGCCAUUGUUCUGUGCAUCUCGCCCUCCAAACCCAACCCUGUGUUUAAAGUGUUUGGCGCAGCACCCCUGGAGAACGUGGUACGCAAAUACAAGAGCAUGAUCCUGGAAGACCUGGAGUCAGCUCUGUUGGAACACGCACCUGCGCCGCAAGAGGUUAACUCUGAGCUGCCCCCUCUCACCAUCGAUGGCAUCCCGGUCUCCGUGGACAAGAUGACCCAGCCAGAGGUGGCUGCCAGCAAACGUGUUGGGAGUCACACUGCGCAGGCUGGCCAUGCACAAGGCGCUCUGCCGGCCGGGGCUGAAAUUCAGGGAGGUCCUCUUGAGAAUGCCGCUUUGAGUUUCCCAAAAAUCCCCAGCCCACUGCUGCACCUCAGUGGGCCAGUUAUAACAUGGGCAGAGGACGCGUUCAGCCCUGUGGGAUCCUUCGCCCUCCCUGAAUUAUUGCCCGUGUCUUGCAGCGAAGCAGCCGCCCACGCCGUCGCCACCCUCGCCGAAGCCACCCUUCAAGGCGGCGGGCAAAUUGUCCUCUCUGGGGAAACCGCAGCGGCCGUCGGAGCGCUCACUGGAGUUCAAGAUGCAAACGUGCUCAGCCAGAUGCCCUGGAAGGCUUGGAAGGGGGGACAGAUUGAGGUGGCUCCUGCUGCCACUCCACUGCACGGACUCGUCCAGAUCCCCGUGAGCAUGUACCAGACAGUGGUCACCAGCCUCGCUCAGGGGAACGGUCCCGUUCAGGUCGCCAUGGCCCCUGUGGCCGCAAGGAUAACGGACAGCACCGUCACCAUGGAUGGCCAGGCAGUGGAAGUCGUGACGCUGGAGCAGUGACAGCGGGGCAGCCGGAACUCGAGGCCGCUGCUUCCUCCUCCUCCUCUCUCGCGCAAAUAAUUUUUCUACGCCUCUCCGGAGAUGCAGUCAGGUGACGUUUUGGUCUCGCAGCUUUGGAAGCCUAGGGUUUUGAUCACAAAAGAGGAGAGAGAGAAAAAAAUAGAGCCAAAGGGUUAUGUUGGAGCGUGGCGUUAUGCGCCGUCCUGAUCUCGAGGGAGCGAGGAGACCAAGCGUUCUUCCCCGACUGCAUGGACCAUCCUUUCUUAGAACGAGGGUCCCUCCCUUCUCCAGGGCUCCAUGGCAGGCUUCGGUCGCCUCUUCCUACAGAGGCACGUAGAGCCAGGCUCCUCUGCUGUCCUCGUGCUGAGAAUUAGGUGUCAUUUAAACAUGGACAUAAAUUUAUAGAGAGAGAGGAUUGAGUGAAUUUGGAAGAGACGUGUUUUUUUCUUUGAAAAGGUGCGAAAGAGUUAGACGCUCCUAGAGGCAUCAAGCGAGGACCGCUAUCCAUCGGUCCUGGAUCCCUAUAAGAAAGAGAGUGCCCCGACCUUCCAUGGGUUGGGCGCGACCCGACACUGUGGGUCCCGCGCCGUCCCCUCCCUUUUUUAAGUCCAAGCUUGAAAACCUGCCCGCCCCUCUUUCGCCACCAGUUCAUUUUUGCUUGCGUUUUAAGAAACGUCUUCUCCGAAGCUCAGAAGGACCCACUGGGAAUUCGGGAGCGGGGCUCGGGAACAGGGGUGUUGCCAAGGGGCACAGGGGUGAGAUCGUUGUCUCCUUCGUCGCUCGGGCAGAGAGGUCGUCCUGGGCCAUUUGCUGCGGUUGCAGCAGAGGGCUUUAGGAUAAAUGUUGUUGAGUCAGACCUUCUAGCCCUUGGAGGUCCAACACUUUAUGGCCCUGAAUCUUCCUUCCCGUCCCCUCUGGCUCCACAUCAGCCUCUCUCGUCUCCCACCCAGUCAAAACACCUUCGGGCACCCCCAUUCGCAUCUGGCUCACGUUAGCCGAGACCUUCCCUGUGCUCUCUUUCUCAACCACAGCAAAGUUCUUGUGUUGCUGCCAGCUGUGUGUGGACACAUAUCCCAACGUGCCCAAGUGUCCUAGAGAGAUGUGGCAGGCAUCGGGGUCCCCAAAAGCCACCUGGCCCAGGAGGCAAACCGGGCAGACGCCCUUCAGGGAGACGUCUCAGAGGUCCAGCUUUUCCACCCAGUCUCCUAACUGCCCCGGUGCAUUUCCAGCAGCAGACUUUUACAUAACUCUCCAGGGAAGCCGCAGCUGUUUUGUUGCGCUGUAAAGAAGCUGAGCGCUGCCGUGUUCCUCUUCAGAUAUACGUUCGUGUUCCUCUCUCUCCCUGCCCACCGGUGCCUGGAACUGUUCACAACUUUUAUGGUUUUUCCUCUGACUUCAAGUGACACAGCCUUUUGCCAGAUCUCUCAACAUCCAUCUCCGCUUUCAAAGAAAAAUCCUUUUGGUUGUUUUUUUUUUCCUAGAUUCUUGUAUUUACUUGGGGUGGGGCUGGGUGGGGUGGGCGGAGUUUAUGGAAAAAUCUCAACUUUUUUGUAUAUUUUCUUUUCCUGGACUAAAAUUGAGGUAAGGGAAGCCUUCCCCUAGAAACCAACCCAGGACUCCAAUUUAUUUUUUUAAUAUUAUUAUUUUUUAUUGUCGUCGUGAAGAUGUCAGGUGUGACUUUAAAGUCAGUGUUCCUUUUGGACAAUGGAAUAACGCUCUGAUGAGACUGAGAAAUUGUUCCCGAGACCCAAAGAGAAAACCAUCCCCCUUUUCACACCACCCCCUAUCCCAUAGCAGAGCAUGGAAUUACCAGACUCCCCUCACCCCAAUUCUGUCUGUUGCCUCAUUCAAUAAAUUGUUACAAACGUGUCCAUAA